Molecule: messenger RNA, 1599 nt
Organism: Clunio marinus
Lineage: Eukaryota; Metazoa; Arthropoda; Insecta; Diptera; Chironomidae
Source: the annotation of a GenBank genome assembly
AGUCUUAUUCGUGCAUUUGAAUCAUUCAGUCGUUUCUUCUUUUCAUUUACGUAUUUUUUUAUUUCUUGUGCAAUUAGUGAAAUUAUUUCAAACGUCGAAAAUAAGCAAUCGGAUAUUAGAUUCAGUUUUUCAGCAUGGCGUGGUACGAAAUUCCCAACACAAAUGCCAUGUCAAUUUAUUUCACGAUAGUCUUCGGUAUUUUCACAGUGAUUUUUGUCUUCCGAUUAUGGUUGAAAGCAACAUGUGGAAAGUUUACAUCAAAUGUUCGUAUGGACGGCAAAACAGUUUUAAUCACUGGAGGAAAUAGUGGAAUUGGCAAAGAAACCGCAAAAGACUUAGCCAAGCGUGGAGCUCGUGUUAUCAUGGCAUGUAGAACGAUGGACACCGCAAACAAAGCUCGUGAUGAAAUUAUUAAGGAAACGGGAAAUGAAAACGUUUUCGUACGAAAACUCGAUUUGAGUUCACAAAAGUCGGUUCGCGAAUUUGCAGCAGAGAUUCUCAAAUCAGAGAGAAAGAUUGACGUGUUGAUUCAUAAUGCCGGUUACGCAAACACGUUCCACAAAGCGAAAUCUGAGGAUGGAAUUGAAUAUACGAUGGCAACCAAUCACUACGGACCAUUUCUGUUGACACAUUUGUUGAUUGAUCUCUUGAAGAAGUCAACGCCAUGUCGUAUUGUGAUUGUUGCUUCUGAAUGUUACCGGAUGUCUAGAUUUCAUUUAGAAAAACAUUUGAAUCCAAUCGAUGUCAUGCCGGGCUACUUGUAUUACAUAUCAAAGAGUGCAAAUAUCAUGUUUGCUAUUGAGUUAGCAAAACGUUUGAAGGGAACUGAUAUCACUGUUAAUUUCCUCCAUCCCGGUAUGAUUGAUUCAGGCAUUUGGCGCAAUGUUCCAUUCCCAUUAAGCAUUGGCAUGUCGUUCAUGAAGAGUUUCUUCAAGACAACUGUUGAAGGUGCACAAACAACACUCAUGGUCGCAUGUUCUGAAGAACUUAACGGUGUCACUGGAAAAUAUUACUUGGAUUGUCAAGAACGUGAACUUCAACCUUACAUCACGGUUGCAGAAGAGCACAAACGCUUAUGGGAUGAGUCGGUGAAAAUUGUUAAACUCACAGCCGCUGAUCCAAAAAUCUAAAUUUCUUCAAAAACAUCAAUUAAAUUCCAUUUCUUUAAUGAUUUUUAUUUACAAAAGUUGUCUGGUUUUAAAAGUUAUUUAAUAUUCUGUUCUGCUUUUAAAGGUGAUUGAAUAUUGUUGAUAAUUUUUAAUCUUCGUGUAUCAUUUGAUCUGUAAAACAUAAUCGAAAAUUUCAUACUUAGCAUUGAUUUUUAACAAUUUGAUCUUUUGAAUGAUUAACUCAAUAAAGUAGAAGCUGAUUAAUUAGAGACAAAUUAAUAAUUUAUUAAGAAGAACUCUCAUUUGAGGUUGUCGCACAUGAAGUGAAAAUUUUAAACUGAUCUUAAAUUCGAAUGAAAUGUUAAAGCGACUAAGCUUUUAGGGAUCACAUCAAAGUUGCAAUAAAUCUACUUUUUACCUCAAAAGAAAAAAAAUCACACAAUUUCUGUAUAAAUCAAAAAAUUACUUUUAGCACCACUGCUUCUUAACC